Molecule: messenger RNA, 3849 nt
Organism: Ectocarpus sp. CCAP 1310/34
Lineage: Eukaryota; Phaeophyceae; Ectocarpales; Ectocarpaceae
Source: the annotation of a GenBank genome assembly
ACGACGACGUCCCCCGCCCUGGAAAGUGCACUGCUGACACACACAGGACAUCCCAUUGCAAGCAAGACAAGAUAGAAAGAAGACAACCCACGUGCGACACCAGUAAAGUCGCCUGGAUAAGAUUGUAGUGUAGUAUGCUCUCGAGGAAGCAGCAGUGGGUCCGGGUUAGGGCCCCGGGAAUCGCCCGCAGACGACAUACUAGGCAACGACAGGAUGCCAAAGGUGAUGAUGAUGAUUCGACGGCGGCGGCGAGGGCGGAAGCACGGCCGGUGGCAGGGGUCGGUGGCAUCGGCGAGGACUACGAUGAGCGGAGCCCAAGGAGCGUGUCUUUCGACAAGGCGGAGGCUCGUGUGAUCUUCGUCCCGACGAGGAGCGAGCUCAAAGCUCGCGAGGAUCUCUGUCACCAACAACGCUACCACCAGCAACAUGAUCACCUGCACGAUUUAGGAGGACGAGUUGAUUGCGACGGUGGCGAUGGCGGCGGCUGCAACGAGGGAAUUUGGUGGACGAGGAAGGACUGCGCGCGGUUUCGAAGGUCUUUUCGUCGUCAGUUGUGCGCCGAGAACCUCCAAGCUGAGCUUAAGUCGUUCCUGUGCCCUACCGAGUUGGUGUUCAGAAUCGGCCGUGGAGACGAGCUCCUCGAAGACGAGAUGAUGAUGCGGAAGAAGCAAGAAGAGGAGGACGACCCACGAAGGAGGGGAGAGGAUGGGGUUGUUGUUGGUAGUGCUGCCAACGCUGGUGGUAGCGAUUGCGAAGGUGGUAGCGGCGGCAGGAGGUCUACGAUGGUCAGCCACUAGGGUCCCCUACUCUAUUUCCAGGUGAAUCAACCGAAAGAGCUUCGGGUGCCGGGCGCCCGGAUUCAGCGUGUAGUUGCAAGACAAAACCGCAAGCAAAUGGCCACUCGAUCCGUCAUGCAGCGCUCGAAAGCUCCAUGGUCUGGUUGCCAGCACCUCACGAGCUGUGAGCGUGGUACCUACGGCGUUUAUAGGCGACGUAGACGUUCACACCCUCUGAUGCGAGAAACGGCCUUGGUGGCUUAUAUUAGGUUGGAGGGUUUGAAUCGGCCCCAGCAGCAGCAGCAGCGCCGGUGGCGGUAGAGCUGCUGGAAGGUGUUUUGGGUAUCAUGUGUUUUUUGUUUGUGUUUUCUGGCUGCUGUUGUGCGGCAUUUUUUUUUUGUUGUUUCGAGAGGUGACAUCAUGAACCGUGGGUGACGUCAUCGGUCGACCAUAGAUUUGUCGAACAUGGGAAAUCUCCUUUCAAAAAUAUUGGCCAAUCAGAAAACUUCGGCUGCCGUGUCCUCAUUUUUAUUCGGAACGCCUCGUCUCUGGCCCACGGGGAGCUUUUCGGUCUCGAUCGUCGGCGAACACACGAAUGGGUUUCUACAAUUGGCACGUUUUUUUGUGAGAGUAUCCUAACCCUGGUUUUACGGCAGUACUUGCUCUGGUGCGUGCAUCAAGUAUGUGGGCCUUGUAGCAUGUGUGCAUAUAUAUAGGCCGUUGUUGACGGUUUCUGGAAUUGUCGUGUUAUUUCAAGAGCAGUACACGGGAUAUUGCUCUCACGCGUGUUUGAAUAUAUGCACUUGUGUAUGCAUACGUUGUUGUUGGCGUAGGUGUCGUUGUCGUUUUCAUACAAAAUCGUGUUUGAAAGCGAACAAUUCAGUGCAAGUUUUUCCAUCCUCUAUAAGGGCGCGACCUGAGCAUGCCUACGUGUGCUUGUAUUUAUAUGAUUAGCAUCGACCGCGCUAGCCAGCUGUGUGCUUGUGUGCGCAUGUCUGUGCUCUUUGUUUGAAGGGUAGGUGUGGGAGAACCACGACAUUAGCGUAGGUCUGUUGGUUCAUGCACUCUUGUGUGUUCUGGGGGCGGUGUACGUCUGCACUCCUCUCGUUGCCGCGGAGGUGGGUACAGGCGGCCGGCUGUUUGUUGGAGGAGGUUGCACGCUGGUUCCUCCACGUCAUGGUGUCUGGCUGCAGCAUGAACUCCCGCACCCCCACGAUGAGGCGCGCUGAAUCAUUCUUCAUGUAUCCGGGUGGGGGUAGUGGCACAGCUUCCUCUAGCAAAGAAGGGUGCAGUGUCAUCCGUGGGUUGUGCAGUUGGGUUAACUCGUCGGUCUCCGUGCCCACAAUUUGUAGUAUGUGUUUCUGGGGAAACGUCAUGGGCGGUGCGAACCCGGCGGUGACCCCACCUCGGUCAUAAUGAUAGCAAUGUUUUCAUUUGUUCUUCGUCAGUGGUUUUUGAUGCUGCAUGUUUGUGCCAUGUUGCGUGGGCUCGCGUGUUGAGUGGGAGAAAAUGGUGUAGAAGUGCUGUAACCAUUGUUGUUGCACAUACAAAAGUAGGAGCAAGAUACGAUCCGAACGGAGUAUCUUACUGAUGGUUGAUCAGCAAGAGACCCAACUAUGGAUGCGUCCCUCUUAGCCCCACCUGUGGAGCUUGGGAAUCCGAGACGCUUGGGCUUGGUCUCCCUCGCCCCUUCGGCGGCACUCUCUCUUUUGUCCCUCUCUUUUGAGACCCUCUCCUCUCUUAAUCUCAACGAAGAGAACUGCCAGCCCUUAGUAGUGGGUAAAGACUACUGCGACCUGGGCCUCCCCCCAACGAGGGAAGCCUGUGUCCUUAUUUGUUCUCUUUUUUCUUUAUUGCCAAGUACUCUCCCUUCUUCCCCUCGCUCCUCGACAAGCUUUUGCUUAGACAUGGGUUGUAGUGAAGGGGGGGGUCUUUCUGGCGAGCAGGGCUAGACUCACCCUCAAGGGACGACUGAAACCUUCUUGCUGCUGCGCAUCCGCCGCGAGGCGUGCGUGUGGUGGUGGAGUUGGGUCGGCACUGAUGGGGUCAGGCGGGAAAAUGUAGAUGCGCGGGCCUUUCUGGCCGUCGGCGUUGGCAGUGAUGCCCAUCUCAUUUUUGUGCGCGGAGGCAGACACCAUCAGAAAGGUGAACGGGCACUACACGGCCCUAGGUUUUCUAGAGGGAGCUGUAUUGCCUCAGUAACUUGGCUUCGCCAUCAAAGGAGGAGGGAGCAGGUGGCGACGAGCUGAACUAGGCUGGUUGACCAUUCGGCGCGAGAAUUUUUAUUUUUUUCAGACCAAGAACCUUGAGUGCAAUGAGGGAGAAAGCGAGGAACGGACUGGGAAGGACAGCAACGAGAGCGUGUGCGGACGGAGCAGGUCGAAUGGUGUUUUGCUUGGGCUGACUACAGCGGCGCCGGAUGGAGCAGUGGCACCGGAGUAUGCGGGCGACAUCGACCCGUGGCGCACGGACAAACAUUUCUAUCUGUGUUGUCAACUUUUUUCGUUUUUUUUCUGACUUUCCGUGUUGGUUUUGUGUGAUGACAUCGUCACCGGUUUUGUAGAGAGACCCGUCAGAGAUGGCGUGGCUAACCCGGGUGCAUUGGUUUUGUGCCUGAUCGUGGAAGACCCCUUCAAUGUGGAACGAUUCUUAGCUAGUGUCGAUAUUUUUCACUGCAGUGCCUAACACAGACGAUCGGGAGAGAUUCGGGUGAUUGUCAAUUGCUGCUAUGAUGGCUUUGGUUGGUUGUUCUUUUUCACUGUACGGCCGCAGACACAUUCUGACAGCACUUCAGACAGCAGCUUUGUGCCCCGCCAGCUGCUUGUUCCAUGCCUACCAUGGUGUUUUUGUACAGACAGCACUUCAGACAGCAGUAUGCUGUAGUCGGCAAUCUUCCGUUUUGGUAUAGAGUGGGACAGGGAGGGGGUGAUGCUACUGCUGUAGUCGAACGGUGGGACGGACGUGCAGUUCAGUUUUUGGGCACGCAUACGGUGCUGCAGGGAUUGUUAGGUUUACCUCUUCGGGCUCUUGGAUACCUGUUUCUCGUUAUAUGUGUGCGUGUUCUUUAGAUCCU